CGAGGAUAGACUUCAGCAGCAUCGCGGUUCCUGGGACGUCCUCGCAGCAGCACCAGCCACCGGCGCAGCGUCUUCGCCCGUCGCCCCCCGAUGCGCCUUCGUUCCCUCAGGGUUUGGACAAUCCGGCGCUGCUGCGGGAGAUGCUGCUGGCCAACCCCCACGAGCUCUCCCUGCUGAAGGAGCGCAACCCGCCCUUGGCGGAGGCUUUGCUCAGCGGAGACCUGGAGAAAUUCACCAGAGUGUUGCUGGAGCAACAGCAGGACCGAGCCCGGCGGGAGCAGGAGAGAAUCCGACUCUAUUCAGCUGACCCUUUUGAUCUGGAGGCACAAGCCAAGAUAGAAGAAGACAUAAGGCAACAAAACAUCGAAGAAAACAUGACGAUAGCGAUGGAAGAGGCCCCCGAGAGUUUUGGGCAGGUGGUGAUGCUGUACAUUAACUGCAAAGUCAACGGACACCCAGUGAAAGCCUUUGUUGACUCAGGUGCCCAGAUGACCAUCAUGAGCCAAGCUUGUGCUGAAAGGUGCAACAUCAUGCGGCUGGUAGAUCGGCGGUGGGCCGGCAUCGCUAAAGGUGUGGGGACACAGAAAAUAAUUGGGAGAGUGCACUUAGCUCAGGUCCAGAUUGAAGGGGAUUUCCUGGCGUGUUCCUUCUCAAUCCUCGAAGAGCAGCCCAUGGACAUGCUUCUGGGACUGGAUAUGCUUAAGAGGCAUCAGUGCUCGAUCGAUCUCAAGAAGAAUGUCCUGGUGAUUGGCACGACUGGCUCCCAGACCACCUUCCUGCCGGAGGGCGAGCUGCCCGAGUGUGCCCGGCUGGCGUACGGGGCCGGGCGGGACGACGUGCGGCCGGAGGAGAUCGCAGACCAGGAAUUAGCAGAAGCAAUACAGAAAUCCGUAGAGGAAGCAGAGAAUAGUGACAAAGAAACUACCUCACUGGAAAUGCCCUCAUUACCAGCUUCUGAUGGGUUUCAAAAUCCAGUCCAGUCUUCAGGACUAAAUUCCAAGAUCUGUAAUCCCACCAAUCAAUUACUUGAUCGUUCUGUCUCUGCCCCUGCUUCAAUUUGCUCACCCGAAUCUAGCCUCGCAGAGCCCAUUGAUCCCAGAGCCGGCAAGUCUUUUGAGUCUCCAUCUGAAUGCCAGAUAACCCCAGAAACAGAACAUCCUCUCUUGUCACAGCAUCUUUCCGAUAACGCUUCCUUGGCAAAUGCCGACCCUUCUCCCCAGCCGGGGGAGGCAACCUGUUGCAAUCCAGCUUGCCUUUCACAGAAGACACUCAAAGAAACUUUUAUUGCUGACAGUCUAAAGGAAUGUAACGCUGAAGAACAAGACUGUGGUCAGGAACAUCCUUUGGAAGUGACAAAAGAAAAUAGUUUGGCUGAUGCUGCGACUAAGCACAGGGAAAAUACAGAUACACGUCUGUCUUCAGAACAGGAGCAAAAGCAUGAGCUUUCCAUAGACCAUCAGACAUGCAAAGAACCAGAGAAGGAACAUCUAGAGAAACAAACUGAGACAACUGACCCAGAACCUCCUGGCCAUGUUGGUGAGGUUGAAGAACUUGUUGUGGAAGAAGCCAGCCAUCAAGCAGGUCCUCCUGCGGAAACGAGAGGAGAUGGACAGGAGAAAGCAGGUCUUCCCUGCGCGAAAGGGAGUAUCCAGCUGUCAGCCUCCUGUAGCUGUGUGCACAUGGAAGCCCUCAUGGAAGUAGAUGUGGUUGAGCAGCCUGUAGCUGAAGUGUACAGCUCGGCAAAGGAGCGGGAGCGACAGGCUGAGACCAGGAGUCUGUCUGACCUGAAUUUGGACACCUUUUCUAUGGAGGUGGAGUUGCUGAAGUCUGCGUCCUCCUCAAAUGAUCUGCUUUCCACUGCUGAUGUCCCGCAGUCCAAAAGCACUAGUGAAAUUCCAGCAAAGUAUCAUGAGUUGUCUGAUUUGGCGGCUGAAGACAGCUCUUCCCCCUCCAGCAUCCCUCAGCUGGACACGGAUCCAGGAAGACCUUCAGAAGAGCCAUGUUUCUCUCUAGCAUCAGCCUUGAAGGAGCUGCACAAACUCUUGAUUAUCAGUCGGAAAGGAGAAUGUAAAAUCCUCGCCUCGGAAGAAGUCUCUCAGCUGGAGAUGGCUCCCAGAGAGCCAGCAGCACAGCAGAAGGGGCUUUCUGAAGAGGAGCAGAAAGGCUCAGAUCCCGCCAGCCAGGAACAGAGUUGUUCCUUCUGUGAGGUGAGGUCUGAAGGUGGAAGAGCAGAGGGGAAACAGCCUCGAGAUGCUGACACAGAAAACAGCAGCCACGUGCAGUCUGCUCUUGGGGAAGGUGCUUUAGAGGGGCAGGAGUUUUCAGGUGAGAGCGAUUUGGCCGUGGUGAAUUCUGCAGCACCAUCUGACUGGCAACAGAGCUCUGAGCAGGCGGAGGUUUUGGCAGAAGGUUAUCAGAGCCCAACUUUGGAGCAAAACGCAUCCGUUCCCUCUACCCCUGCUUUGGAUGAAGGUGCACCUCAGGAUUCUUGGAGCCCGUUCGCAGAAGCACCUGGGAGCAGCAGCAGUUCUGCUCCUGAAGGUCCGUGGCCGCUGGGUGGGUGUGAGGACCCCCUGCUGAGCCCACCCCCUGGCUGUACUGGCCGUAGCUCGGGUGCUUCUCCACCACCCACUUUCCCCGCAGCGGAUGUCAAUCGCAUCCUGGGCGCUGGUUUUACCACACGGGAAGCUCUCGAGGCUUUGGAACGAGCGGGUGGAAACGCAGACCUUGCUCUUCUCAUUCUGCUGGCCAAGAGUAUCGUCGUUCCUACGUAACUGCAGAAGAGAAUAAGCUCCAAUGUGACGAAUAAAAAGCAGAAGCCAUUAAGAUCACCGCCCUGUCCAGCGCAAAGCAGAGUGUGAAGUGAACAGGCCGUGCCUGGGUGUGCAAGGGCCAAGGAGGUGCACGAGUCUGGUACAAACCACUUGUCCAAACGGACUCUGGGGAUUUAUUUUAGCUCUCUCCUGUGCUUUGUAACCCGGCGUGAUGCUGGUGAAACCCUUAUGGCAGCUACUCAAGGUAUGUAGGUGCCCACAGACGUGUAACACUUUGCUGGAGGAGGGGGGGAGGGGGCUUUGGGAAGCGUGCGGUUUCGUGUGUGCACAGGGAAGGCCGAUGCCUGUUUUUGCCAAACCCUUUUACGCUCUUGGGCCAGUGUGUUCAAGUUUACAACAUGGGGAUAGAAGAAGGGAAGGGAUAGAAUUUGGUGCUACCAAAACUCAAAAGGACGUUUUAACUUAUUUGAAGAUGUGCUGGUAUUAAUUGUAAGGGGGCGGGAGGGGAAAAGGAGUAUUUUACCAAUUUUUUUUCUAGCCUUGCCCACACCCUGUUCCCCCGUACGAAAGAAGGAGCUCAACCACUUGAAGGCAAAACCUUAACGAUGAAAUUGUUUAACAAACCAACUGAGUGUUACAGCUCUUAACCCCCCCGCUCUGCCCCCAGAAGAACGAACUGUUUGAGCGGCCGCGUUCUCUGUGCACCGAGCGGGGACGUGAGCAGAAGAAUGAAGAAAUCUGCUCUGUGCCCAUUUCAUCUCAAGGUUUGGGGAUGACCGGCCGCCCAGCAGUGGAAACGCAAACUGCAGGAAGCCUCUAGCAGCUGGUGGGGUACUAAUUUAAUACCUCUUAACGAGUGAGGGCUCCCCAAUAGGGUUUCUGAAACAAAUGCACUGACGUGGCUUCUGCGUUAACAACCGUCGUGGCCUUCUGGGAAGUCCUUGGUGAGGAGCCUGGUGAGGACUCACCCAGGCUGUGCUGUAGGAAGCCCUUUCCAGAUGCUUUUUUUUGGGGGGGGGGAGAUGAACUACUUUUUGAUGUUCUGCAGAGCCCCCAAAGGCUGUUGGGGAAAGGGGAAGGAAAGCGUGGCUGAAACACGAUACCAAAUUUUAAGUAGGAACCUUGACGUAGUCCCACAUGCAAAUCUUAGUGUCAAGUGUUCAUCUUGAACUUUCUGCUUUGAGCUAAACCUGAAGCGAUGGCUCAGCAGUGGCUGGAAACACGUUUUGUUUGUGGCUUUCGUUUGUUGUUAUCAUUGUCUCAGGCCUGUGUUUCUGGUGUUUUGUUUUCCCUGUGGCUUAGCAGAUUGGCCCGCGUGUUCGCUAGGCUAGUUUUUCAUGCAGGGCGGCGUUUAAAAACAACACGAAUUUGGUUUCCUCUGAAUUUGCAGGAGUUUCUGAUGUCAGUGAGUGAUGGGUGUCAGAUUGUCCUUAGACGCUUGGGUAGCCAGGAGAUCCUUUAAAGUAACGAAGAGCUUUAAGGUGUUCCUCUGUCUGUUGAACAGAGCUUCUGCACAAGCUGUGAAGGUACCAGCAAGGCCUGGGGCUCCCGGACACAUUUAACUCAUAUCCCACCACUCGUGAUGCCAGCAGCACCGUGUGGAUGUAGGAACUCAGCUAUUUGGGGAGCCCUUGUUGGAGCAGCAUCGAUUAAUUCACUGGAGGGCUCUGUUCACAUUGAGUUACUGAGGCAGAACUGCAGCUUUAGGGUCUUUGAGAGUUAAUCCUGUUGAAGUUGUUUGCUUUUUGUUAAUAUUCUCCUUGCAAUGAGCACCUCAAAUCAGCAGAAGCCCCCUCUGUGAAGGGUAACACUUGGGCUGGUACAGGAGGUUGGUGUCAUCAGAUGUCUCUCUAGAAGCCUUAGGAAAUAAGAUCUAUUAGACCCGUUUCCCAUCUGCAUCCGAUUCCCUGUCAAAAGCAGCAACGAGAACAAAGCUCCCAGCUCCUGCAUCCAGAGCAUCCUCGGUCUCAACAGCCCAAUCUGUUCCCAAUUCAGGCACCGGGGUCUCAGUGAGGGGGUCCUGGGAGCAACCCCCACCUGGUACGUGGAUCCCAGCUGCGGGCUGGCCCUCUGGGGUGCAAGGGAGCUGAAUUCGUGCCCUUCACCUGCAGGUUCAUCCUCUGCCAGCUUCUUGAAGCAUCAGAUGUUAGCCAUCCAAUGUUAUACCCUUCCCAUAUUUACACUUUAUGUUUUUAGAAGCAAUUGCUAAGAGCUAGACGAAGUACUGCUGCUUUGCACCAAACUGGGCAAAGGCUCCUAGUUUUACGGCCACGUUUACUUAGACUGCAUAUACAGAAUUUAUGCUAUAAAAGCUUUAGAGCAUCAGCCAACUUUGCUUCAAUGCUCAGUUUUAUUCUUUGUCAAAUAGAAUUUUUGAAAUCUGCCUUCUGCCAAAGCUGUACUGAAGCAUUUAUCAAUAGUGCUAGAAUUUCCUGGGUAACUUUCUCUGAACUGCUAGAAACAAAGCCCAACCCCCAAUGAUAAAUCCUUUUAAAACUAUUUUAUCAAGUUGGUCCAAGCCUGGUGAUUUAAAUCUCUUGGUUUCAGAGCCUUGCUUUGAGUGAACGGCUCAAUUAGAGAAUCAUUUUUUUAGGAGCAAGAUUUAUGUUGGAGAAAAUCUGGGCAGUGGUGAGUAUUUGAGGUUAAAAUAAAAUGUAAUGGAACAUGUAUUUAGCAAAUGCUGUCUAAAAGUUGUCUUCUGUUUUCAUGUGCGUGUGUGUCCUCUCUGCUGUGUGCACACAUCCUUCGCUCAGCCUUUAGCAAGCCCUUAAUGAGUCUCUGCUUACCUGGCUCAUAAAGCAGGAAUACUUCUAUUUUAGCAGGGAUUUUAGCAGGACAGACUGCUUUUGGCUAGAGAGGGGGGUAAAGGUAAUGCCAAAAGCUGUUCAGGUUUCCAAGGAGCCAUGUACCCCAGCCAAAAAUAAGGCUUUUGACUCUUUUCUCUCCCCCUCCUUGUUAAUUACUGCCCCAAAGUACUAAUGUCACACCAGCUCAGCAAAACGAUUUCAGUAUGAAAAGUCCAUCUGUAGAACACAAAGAAACACUCAGAAGCUGCUUCAUAAAGAUGCCAGUGGCAGUGGGGACCUGGGUGGGUCUGUAGAGCUCGUUUCUGGGUGUUUCCCGAAGCCCCUGUGGUCAUGAACCUCACUGUUGGUGUCUGA
Messenger RNA from Calidris pugnax (ruff), 5935 nucleotides. Its product is annotated as regulatory solute carrier protein family 1 member 1-like. Gene Ontology annotation, molecular function: aspartic-type endopeptidase activity. Gene Ontology annotation, biological process: proteolysis. The transcript is spliced from 8 exons. The record is from RefSeq and is a predicted model, not a curated record. The coding region runs from base 141 to 2774 and encodes 877 amino acids. NCBI's taxonomy places the organism in Eukaryota, Metazoa, Chordata, Aves, Charadriiformes, Scolopacidae.